Molecule: messenger RNA, 2054 nt
Organism: Centruroides sculpturatus (bark scorpion)
Lineage: Eukaryota; Metazoa; Arthropoda; Arachnida; Scorpiones; Buthidae
Gene: kay
Product: transcription factor kayak-like
Exons: 4
Coding region: 155-1153 (332 amino acids)
Biological process (GO): regulation of transcription by RNA polymerase II
Cellular component (GO): nucleus
Molecular function (GO): DNA-binding transcription factor activity, RNA polymerase II-specific; RNA polymerase II cis-regulatory region sequence-specific DNA binding
Source: RefSeq, a predicted model, not a curated record
UUUUGAUAAAAUAGAACUUUCAUAAUUAAAUUUUUGAGAUAAAUCGAAAUUUUUUACCUUUAUUUUUAUACGUUGUAAAGUAUUUUUUGAUAACUGCUGCCAUGUUUUAGUUAUCUUCAAUUGUUGCCUUAUAUGGUUUGCUAAUGUUGAUGGGAUGACCUCCGGCAUACCCACUCGAACUACGCCCACAUUGACACCCACGACGCUGAAAAAUAUCGAAGAGUCUAUCUUUGACAUACAGCCGAUUCCUCCGCCGCCUCUCGAGCAUCAGCACCAGGCCGGUUUCGUACCUCCAGUAGUCAACAUUUCGGGAUCGUCCCUCAUGGGCCAAAACGGUAAUACUAAUUAUCAACUGAAUCAAAAAGACGAAGAAAACGAUGGUUGGUUAUCACCCUGCGUCCAAGCAACAUUGGCAAACACUGUUAGACACGCCGUCAAUACGUCCGGUAAUGCCAUGACAACACCCUCAUCCAAGCCAUCCGGAAGAAAUCAAGGUGGACGAAAACCGAUGAAGGAUGAGAAAUUAUCUCCUGAAGAAGAAGAAAGAAGAAGGCUAAGGCGUGAAAGGAACAAACUUGCAGCUGCUAGGUGCCGUAAAAGACGCAUGGAUCAUACCAAUAACCUCUUAAUGGAGACCGAGGGACUGGAAGAAAAGCGUCAGGCCCUGCAGAAUGAAAUACAGUUAUUGACAAACCAAAAAGAGGAAUUAGAGUUUAUUUUGGAAGCUCAUAAAACCACAUGCAAGAUUUCAUCAAGCCAUCAGAAUCAGAAACGUCCAACUAAUGGUUCUAUAUUGUCCAACGGCAAAAACACUCUCAUUUCACUGUCUAAUGGUACCGACAAAAUUUCUCAGAUGAAGCCACUGUCUCGUCCUACCUCUCUUCCGGUGUCGUCCGCAUUCACCAAUCCGGACGGGAGUAGUUCGCUGAAAGUGAACACCACAAAUUUCAACGACGUCACUGGUAUCCCAAUUUCCACUCCGAGUGGUGGAAUCUUUAAUUAUGAAUCGCUAAUGGAAGGAGGAACGGGUCUAACACCAGUGUCCAGUGGCUUGACUCCAGUUAUAUCUUCGUGUGCCGGCCAACAGAGGAGUUCCAGCAGUGAUCUAUCCAGCCCCGAUACCAUUAAUCCACCAAAAUUAGUUUCACUUUGACAGUAAGGGCAUAACUUCAGUCUGUGCAAAUCUGCACAAAAAACUUAAGACAUUCGGUAACCUCAUUUUAUUCUGACAUCAGUUUCUGGUAUCCAAGGAAACACAUCUCAUCACAGCAGUAUUAUAUUUGCGCCCAAGAAUUCAAAACCAGAAAAAGAUUAACUCGCUUAGAACUAUGAAUUCCUACAUUUUUACUACAUGCAUAACUUAUGCCAAAAAAAAAAAUUAAUUUUAAAUUAAUCGGAUUCUAAUGGCAUUUAGUCAUACGGCUUAUAGCAUAUUUUUAUAUCAUUGCAUAGCAAAUUGAAUAUUAAUGUGUAUGAAAAUAUUGCUUACAGUUGGAAAUUCUCACUUCGUAGUCAUCUUACCAGCAUUUAAAACCAAACGAAGUAUUUUAUCCCAAAAGCAUUUUUAAGUCAUCAUUUUUACUAUUUAGUAUAAACAUCUAGAUAUUAUGUCAUUUUUAAAAAUGUAUCUAGAAUAAUUAGUUUGAUACCAAAUUUGUCUGGCACUGUAAAUAAUGUAUGAAAAAUAUUUAUUUUUAUGUACAGGCUGUAUGUCUAUGCAUCUUAUUGGUUGGUACAUUUCCUAAAAAAAUAUAAAAAAAGUAUGUCAUUUGUCUGGAACAAAGAACAUAUGCUUUUUUUUGAAAUGUAAUUUGUAUGUGUUAUGCAAAAUAUUUAAUAAUUGUAUACACAUAGAAACGAAAUGUCUCAACGAACGUUUCCGACGAUAGAUGGCAAAAGUAUCGAUUUGAGUGGUGCAAUAAAUUUAAUAUGCAUGAGCUAGGUUUAUCGUGAUGUCACCAAGAGAUAUUUUCUUACUAUACGAUUCAAAAUCGUCUCAAAUAUUUGAGUACAGCUUUUCUGAAAUUUUUUUCAAUAAAGCAAAUUUAAAACUA